CGGCCCGGCCCGGCCCAGCCGCUCCCGCUGGGCGCCCCGACGGGGUCCGGCCCGGGGGGCGGGGGCCGCGGCGCCGAGGAUGGGGAAAUCCAACAGCAAGUUGAAGCCCGAAGUUGUGGAGGAGCUGACCAGGAAAACCUACUUUACCGAGAAGGAGGUGCAGCAGUGGUACAAAGGCUUCAUCAAGGAUUGCCCCAGUGGGCAGCUGGACGCAGCCGGCUUCCAGAAGAUCUACAAGCAGUUCUUCCCGUUUGGAGACCCCACCAAAUUUGCCACCUUUGUUUUCAACGUCUUUGAUGAAAACAAGGACGGGCGGAUCGAGUUCUCCGAGUUCAUCCAGGCGCUGUCGGUCACCUCGAGGGGGACCCUGGAUGAGAAGCUGCGGUGGGCCUUCAAGCUCUAUGACCUGGACAACGACGGCUACAUCACCAGGAACGAGAUGCUGGACAUUGUGGACGCCAUUUACCAGAUGGUGGGGAACACCGUGGAGCUCCCCGAGGAGGAGAACACCCCUGAGAAGCGGGUGGACAGGAUCUUCGCCAUGAUGGACAAGAACGCCGACGGGAAGCUCACGCUGCAGGAGUUCCAGGAAGGCUCCAAGGCGGACCCCUCCAUCGUGCAGGCGUUGUCCCUCUAUGACGGGCUGGUAUAGUCCCGGCCGUGCCCGAUACCUGGGAACCUCUCACCUCCUCCCUGCCUUGAGACCACCUCCUCAAGGGACACCGCCCUCCUGUGUCCACCGGCCUCCCUCACCCUCCACACCCCGCCGGGCAGCCCUCCAGCUGUGCGGUCUGGCCCUCCUCGCCCCUGCCCUGCACCCCAUGCCGCCUGAAGCCACCGGCUCCAAUCGCCAACCACCUCUGCUUGCGCGGAAAGCGCCACUGGGAAGGGAGCGGCUCCAGCCCUGCACAGCCAAGGACUUGCUGCCCCGGCAGGCGUUCCUCCCGCUCUCGCGCGCGUGCUUUUGUUUUUUUUAUUUCAAACAGACAUUGUAAACGGAAAAAAAAAAAACCAACUACCUUCUGUCCUAAAGAUAUGGACUGACAGAUGGGGAGAAGGCCUCGGGUCCGGGUCCCGAGAACUCUGCCUCGUCCUUCGGUAGCCAGAGAGGCCACGGGAAGUCACGGCCUCAGGUGCGGGUGGGCUGGGGUGUCUGGGGAGCCCCAAAUAAUGAUCAACACUAUUCGUCGUCUUAGCAGCAAAACCACCUGCGUGGCUAGGAUGAUUAAUUCUGAUGGAUGAUUUUUUUUGUGAUAACAGUAUUGUGCUUUUUGUGGGGAAAGUGAGGUUUUUUUUUAUACAUAUGUAAUUGAUAUCUUAUUUAUUGGUUGUUAACUAUUGCUGCUGCCUCGUGUGUCCUCAGCUCCCAGGGAUGCGGGGCCCACCGUUUACAUGUGCACGCCUUCACCCACCUGCCCGCGCUUGGGAGGAUGGUGGCCUGCAGUGGCCAAGAAGCCAAAAAACUUCUUUUUUUGUGUUUUUUGUUUUCUUUCCAGAUGCCAUGCUUGAUGUUGGAGAGGGGAAGGUGGGUUUCUUAAAUGGCUGAUGCACUGUUCCCUCCAGCCCGAAUGCCUCCACCUUGAACCCCUUCUCUCUGCUCCCGCCCUGUGCCCGCCCCCGCGCCCACAGCAUCUUCCCCGAGGACAGACAGGGCACCUCUUUCUGUCCCUCGGCGCUGGCUUUGGUGUUUUCCACAGCAUGAAGUUUGCAGAGGCUUGUCCUGUGGCCAGGAGCCAGGACGGGGGGCUGGUUACAGUAGCAAAGGGCAAGGGAAGGGGUGUCUCUGCAAGCACGUGAGCAGAGGGCCAGGCCACUUCUCUCCUGGGGGGGUUUUGAAAACAGCCGCUGGGUCUCCUGCCCUCUGCUCUCCUGCCUUCUGUCUGCCCGUCCCGUGGACAACACAGCCACCUUCUGCCCCAUCUCUGUCUUAGCUGCUGGUAGAGGCAGCUUCUGGGGCAGUCCCCACCCCAAGCUUCUAGCUCUGUCUGCCUGAGACAGAACCUCCACCAGGAAGGCCCAGGCUUUGCUUUGGGGUGUGGGCACCCCCUGCCUUCCAGGCCCAGCUACCCUUGAGGCUGGGCCGGGACCCGCUGGCUGUAUCAGAAGGCCUCUAACAUGCUGGGUCUGCUGCAGCUUGUGCUUCUGUGACCAAGUCUGCCAGACCCUCACUGCCAAGGGGCCCAAGUCACCCCUCUUCCCCCGCACGGGCCUUCAGGGACACUGAACCCCAGCUGGUGGUAUGUAGAUGACACCUUGGCCCUCCCUGCGGUGCCCCCUGGUCCCUCCUGGACUCUUGAGCUGUCUUUUUGGCCCAGCACUAGUCCACCCUUGGGAAGGCUUCUGUGAUGGGGAGCAGCCCCCCCAGGUUGUCCAGGGUCACACCUGUGUCUAGAAUCCCUGCUUUCUCUGUAAAUUCAGCAGCCUGGCAUCUCCCCCUGGUCCCUAGGAGAGGAGAGCUGGCCCUGGGUCCUGCUUGCAUUGCCCUUGACCUCCACUUUGCACUUCCCCAGGAGGCAGGGGUGCCUGUUAACGAGCCCCCACCCCACAGACCCUCCACCAGAGAGCAGCUCUGCCCCAGGGGUCGUGUCAUUCCCGCGGGCUGCAGUGCUCGGCCACCCCCAUCCGGCUCCCUCUUCUUGCACUGCAGAGACUUUGGCUGCGCUCUGCCUCUGCUGCAAGCCCCCCCCUCCACCCGCCGGAUUCUGUGGACGGGGAGCAGGCCCAUUUUCAUAGGUGACUCGGAAGGGUGGGCUCUGACAGCUUCCUGCUCAGGCUGCUGCCCACCAGAUCCUGUGGCUCCUCCGCCUGGCCCUGACCCAGGACCCCCAGGAGGGAGAUGAACUUGACCACUUGGGUAGCGGGGAGCAGGUGGGGCCUCCCCAGUCCCUUCUCUAGCCUCUGCCUGUGCAGAUUUUACUUCUGGGGACUUGGAGCCAUGCAGGCCUGUGGGGACAGGGAGGGGACUCGCGGCUGAGGAGUGCCCAGGGCUAAGCAUGCGGGCGCAGCCAUUCCAACGCCUGCGGAGGUCUGUGUGCAGCGCCUUCCCCCUGCCUCCUUGCCCUUCCGCCUUUCGGUUUGGAUCCAGGGCUGUGGCCUUUGGCCUUAGCAGCUGACACACUGGCCCAAGCCUCAGACACACCUUUGACCAGUGCCUGGGUCACCCAAGGCUGCCAGCAGGGGCCCUUCUUCCUGGCAGGGUGCUGGACACUGGCCGCGUGUGCCCGAGGUUGCUGGGCAGGGGCAGCUCUGUCUCCUGCUGUCCCCGGGUCUCUCGCUGCGCAGCCUCGGGGUCUGAGCGGCGUGGGCCUUGCUCCCCAGCCCUGUGCCCCCUGGAACCCUGCCGAUCAGAUCGGCUCUCUUGAGGGCUUGCAGACCCCCCAGAAGCCAGGCCUUAGCCCCUCUGCACAUUCUCGCUGCCUGGGCCCAGGAGGAGGUCCAGCUUCGGGCCGUCUGCAGUGGCGCUGGCCUCUUCCCGUGCUCUCCACUCCGUGUUGACGGGACCUAGGAGAAUGUCAGGAGUCUCCAGUAUUUAACCAGACACCAUUCAGAGUGACGCAGGCGUGACCUCUUCUCCUGGAAGGCUUUGCGGUUUGACAGCCAACUUCUUAUAUCAUACACGCGUCUAGGCUUGCAGGGACAUCCUCUCUUCUCUGGGGGGCGGGAGGAGGUUGGGUGCCCAGGCCCCUAGGGGAGCAGCCUCUCCCUGGAGAGCGCCUCCCUGCCCCAAGUGGAAAGCUACCUGGUUCCCAGCCGAGAGCCUGGGCGCCACGGCAGCACAGCGCGCCCCCUGGUGGUGGUGAGCUGCAAAGGCAUCCUGGGGCGGAAGAGGUCACAGUGCACUUGGGGGAAGCCAGGUGCAGGUGGGCCCCGGAGGGGGGCGCCCCGAUUUCACCCAGGCCUCUGCCCCACAUUAAUGUCAGUAUGUCUCCCGGGUGCCCCUCUUCUAGGUCUCCCCCAGGGCUAGCAAGUUAAUUAGCAUAAGGGCACUGUGAUAGGAAGUCUUGCCCCUCACCCCUUUUUUAAUAUCUGCGGAAUAAACCCAAUGGUUGAUUUUUGAAUGAAUAAAAGGCUUUUGUUGAAUAAACAGCUGGUCCCAUCUUCUGUCUUGGAUCUAGGCUCAGACUGUCCACUCCCGGGGGUACAAGUAGGUCCCCACCGCCCACCCCCCACCCCUGCCUGCCCGUGCCCGCUCUCCUGGGCCCUCUAACGCCAGGGAGACCCCGGGCCCAUCUGACUGGCCAGCUUCUCCCCGGCUCGGGGCGGGUCACUUCUGUGUGUUGGGACUCAGUUUCUCCUCCGGGCAGGCGGGAGCCAGGUUCGCUCAGCCUGCCCCCUCCAGGGCGUCUUGGGGAGCAGACAAGGGCGUAACAGCAGAGUGAGGGACCCGCACAGCCGUCUGCAUGUGAUGCCCCCACGUGGCACGCGCAGCUUUGGGAAGAAAUUAGGGCAACUCUUAACCCAAAAGGAAAAAGAAGGCAGUGUCUGCUGGGGAGGCGCCUGAUCUGCCUUUCCCGCCCCUGCGGGCCUCUUGGGGUGCGUCCUGUCUCGUGGGCUGGUGUGCGUCUCGGCAGCGGCAGACCCUGCCGCCGGUGUGGGGGGCCCCCGUCGCAUGCCCGGCCCCUGCCCCUCCUGUAUGUCGUCUGUGUCACCAGAUUAAAAUCGCUUCCUGACUUGUCUGUCUCCCCGUGUGGACCUGUUGCUUUGUCUCCUUCGUUUUCCUUCCAUUUUAGGUUUUUUCUUCCUCCUGUGACGCCCUCUCUCCUGCUUUGGGUGUUGUCUGCUGGGUUCCCCAGAGAGAAAGGAGGUGCCAGGUGAGAACCUGGGAGCAGUGACUAAGCUAGAACAUUCCAAGAGUGUCUGGGAGGCCAGCUCU
Molecule: messenger RNA, 4873 nt
Organism: Talpa occidentalis (Iberian mole)
Lineage: Eukaryota; Metazoa; Chordata; Mammalia; Eulipotyphla; Talpidae
Gene: NCS1
Product: neuronal calcium sensor 1
Exons: 8
Coding region: 80-652 (190 amino acids)
Molecular function (GO): calcium ion binding; calcium sensitive guanylate cyclase activator activity
Source: RefSeq, a predicted model, not a curated record